AGCUCAGACCCCCCGGCCGCCUCAAAAUUGAGGGGACGCGCGGGGCUGAUGAGUACCCUUCAACACUCUGCGCCAGGGAGCGCGACGAAGCACUACGAUGCCAUCAGUGCUUUGCAGAUCGCCCGUGGCCCAGUUCGGCUCAAGUUCGAUUCAGCGCGGCCGCGUGCCGACGGGAGUCACUGGGGCACCGAGUAGCGAACCCACUGGAGGCAUGGCUCGCCUCGCUCUGGCUCUCGCGCUGGUGCUGUCCGCGCGCGCGCUGGCGGACGAGGGCUGCGCCGCCGACGGCACGUGCCAGGCCGACGAGGCCGAGGCCUCCGCGCUGCUGCAGAGCUCGGCCGCGCGCAGGGCCGACGUGGCCCAGCACGGCGCCGCGAACGCCACCACCGAGACGACCACGCUCACCUGCUACCCGAACUACGCGGCUGCCACCUGCGGCGGCGCCAUGAAGUGCUUCCAGGACACCACGGGCUGCUCCACCUCCGGGGGAGGCGUGUGCUGCAAGGCGGCGGGCAACGGGCAGGGCCUCGCCCAGUGCAAGUUCUGCGGCGACUCGACCUGCGGCCCAUGCCCCGGAGGCCCCGCCCCGACCCCCACGCCUGCGCCGCCCACGCCGUCGGGCAACCAGGUCGGGGAGAUCUGCGACUUUUGGGGGAGCACUGGCCAGUACUAUGGCCCCUGCGCGCCCGGCCUCGUGUGCGCCCCCCCAGUCAACGCGGGGCUUGGCGCGCCCAAGGUCUGCAUCUACCGCUAGCACCUGCGGCAGUUCCAGUUCGAGCGGGGACGCCGUGACCGGCGGGCGCAACCGCAGGCAGUUCUGCAGCUGCAGGGCGACGUUGCCGUGCUCUCCUCGGAAGCCCUGCGCCGAGGGGCAGGCACUGGCUGCUGAGUGAAUUUGGGGCCCACAGGUGGCCCGAGUGCCCAGCAGCUGCCUACGUGGGAUGCUCGUGGCCGUAGUUCCACAGCGGCCGACAGAGCAAAGUCUUUUUUCGGGGAGCCUGUGUGGCCAGAGUGGCCUCCACGCACGCAUGCCGCGCCGGCGUGCCACUUUUGUGUAAGCAUGCUGGCUGUGCCCAACCACGGCGCAGCAGUAUUCGUACCUAGCGCUUCUGCGUUUCGGACCUGAGUGUCCGGGUGCACUUGGGCGGAGCGGCCGCUUCACUUGUGGCCGUCUGUGCCCACGUGCGGGUUUGUAGGGAAGCGCUGGUCAGAGCAAGGCACCUGAAGAUUGGCCAACAAACACACAACUCGUUUUCUAGACGCUUUGAGCAAUCCCACCAGCCAGACCUUUCAACUCGGCGCCUGCGCUUUCGCUUGCGCCCGCGAGGAAAAAAACAAUCCCACCAGCCCAACCAGAAACGA
Molecule: messenger RNA, 1362 nt
Organism: Prorocentrum cordatum
Lineage: Eukaryota; Dinophyceae; Prorocentrales; Prorocentraceae
Source: the annotation of a GenBank genome assembly